This is a messenger RNA of Gilbertella persicaria, 1674 nucleotides long. RefSeq lists its product as uncharacterized. The transcript is spliced from 5 exons. Lineage: Eukaryota; Fungi; Mucoromycota; Mucoromycetes; Mucorales; Choanephoraceae. The record is from RefSeq and is a predicted model, not a curated record. Bases 155 to 1657 code for a protein of 500 amino acids.
CAAUUGACAGAAUACCAGUAUUAUUGUUUAAGAAUACAAUAACAGGCAGAUCAUUGAAAGAUUCCAUUCAAGUCCGAGCCAUCAACAGGAAUUCCGGACUAUUUAGAUACAAACCCCUUCUUACCAAGUAUCGCGUCUUUUCUUUUCUUUUUUUAUGAAUAUCCUUCAGAACCGUAUUGAUUCAUUCCAAAAUUAUGCUAGUCAUUGGCCUCACAAGGAUCCGAAAUAUACAAUAGAAACAUUUGCUAAAGCAGGGUUCUAUCAUGUCCGUAGACAAAGAGCAGCUGCAGAUAGUGUUCGAUGCUUUAUGUGUGAUAUUGAGCUCAGUCAAUGGACCUCAGGUCGUUCACCUUAUGCUCGUCAUGCAAAAGAGUCACCUUCUUGUCCAUGGACCAUCCUCCAUUAUCCAGAUACACCAGGUUCAAAUAAAGAAUUACAGCCUCAUACAAAAGUGGAUCAUGCUCGGCUAGAAACAUUUCAACGUCAUCAUUACUGGCCACCACCUAAAGGCAGACAUGGUAGAUCUAGAAAAUACCCUUCUGCUAUCAAGCUGGCAGAAGCAGGGUUUUAUUUUGCCCCUACCCGAGAACACACGGCAAGAAUCAAAUGUCCUUUUUGUCAAGUCAUCAUCACAGAGCCAGAUCAAGAAACCAAUCCAUGGGAAAAGCACAAAGAACUCAAAAGUGAUUGUAUCUUCUUUUCAAAAAAGAACAAGCGCGAUAGCCAUGAUUCCGUUGAGGCUCAAGAGAAUGAGCAAGCAACACAACAUUUGAAAAAAAGACGCACUAAGAAUGGAUCUCAAAUAUCAAAAAGUUUUGAUUCAGACAGCAGUAUGUGGGAUAUCAAUAGGGCUUUUGAAUCUACUCCACCUCACAUUAAAAAACCGGCAAUUACUUUUGGCAAACCUGUAAAAAGACGUCUUUUGCCUUCUGAUAAACUAAAACCAACAGUGGAUAUAUUCUCCAAUGCAUUAGGCCAGUCAGACACAACAAGACAACCUGUAGAAAUGAAAAAACAAGAACAAUUAGUGCCUUCUCAGCCCUCCAUGGAUGUCUAUGAACCUACUUUACCUAAAAAAGACAAAGGUAAAGGACGUGCUAUUGAAUCACCCGCAGCCAUGACAGCAGCAACCACAGGCCAGAAACGUAUCAGUCUUUCGAAAUCCAAACCUACUUUUACAACCAACCGCCGUCGCCUUUCAUUACAUCAUGAUAAUAACGAAGAAGAUGAUCUUUAUUUCUCUGGUACACUCUCGCCUGAAAACAAGCAUGUCUUUUUACAAUCGACACCUAUGCGAUCUGGUCAGAAUACAGUGAGUGCAGCUGACAUUUUUGGUGAUUGUCCUUAUUCACCUAUUUUUGCCUCUCAUCAUCCUCAAAAUAGUACACCUCAGAUUGAACGAACACACUCUAUGCGUGCCUUUUCACCCCCUAGAUCACCUACUCAUUCAACGUCUAUACCCAUUUUAAGCAUGCCUCAAUUACCAUCUGAAUUCACGCCUGAACAAAAGAAACUGACUGUAGAGCAAUUCUUACAACAGACAAUUCAAGGCAACAUUCAUCGAGUCAAAGAGCGUGGAGCCCAAGUGAUUCAAAUGAUUCAAAAAAAGUCAAAUCAACUCAAGAUGGAAUUAUUACAGCAAAAACAAAAACAGUAAUAAAAAGAGAUGCUAUA